Messenger RNA from Trametes versicolor FP-101664 SS1, 2907 nucleotides. RefSeq names its product pre-rRNA-processing protein ESF1. Gene Ontology annotation, cellular component: nucleus. Lineage: Eukaryota; Fungi; Basidiomycota; Agaricomycetes; Polyporales; Polyporaceae. Bases 21 to 2183 code for a protein of 720 amino acids. The transcript has 8 exons. The record is from RefSeq and is a predicted model, not a curated record. Gene Ontology annotation, biological process: rRNA processing. Gene Ontology annotation, molecular function: RNA binding.
CUUCGCUCUGCCACUCCGCUAUGUCUGACCCUCGCUUUGCCCGUCUAAAGACCGACCCGCGCUUCAGGCGCAUCAAGAAGGACAAGAACAAGGUCGUCGUCGACGACCGGUUCAAGGAUAUCUUCAAGGAAAAGGGCAAGAAAAAGGGCAAACAGAGGACAGCGCGCGUCGACAAGUACGGGCGGCCUCUCGCAGAUGAUCACGAACAAGAUAAUCUGCGCAGGUUUUACCGUCUCGAGGACGAGGAUGAGGCGCAGCUCGAGGUCACCGCGGGCCCGGACUACGCUCGCGGAGGUGUCCUCCUGGAGUCUUCCGACGAAGAAGACGAUCGUCCCGGCGCUCCGGAGAGCGACGACGAAAGCGAAGCUGGUGGCAUAGUCACGCUAGGGCGCGAUGUUACACAGCCCAUUCCUGUGCUUGAUGAUACCGCAGAGGUAGAUCUUGACGAGGACAACUUCGCGGACCUGGAAGCACAAGCGGCGGAGUACGCCAAGGCACACCCCGAGGACGAUCAGGAGGACUCCCAAGCCUCGCGCACACGCCGACUGGCUGUAGUCAAUCUCGACUGGGACCAUGUGCGCGCCAUUCACCUGUACAAGAUUUUCUCGUCGCUUGUGUCCCCCACCGGUGCCGCGGUCGCGUCCGGCUCUAAGGGCAAGAGAGACACAAGCUCAUCCUCUUCCGCCGUACGAGGCAAGGUAUUGAGCGUCCGGGUGUACCCCAGCCAAUUUGGCAAGGAGCGGAUGGCUCGGGAAGAGACUGAAGGACCGCCUCCGGAGGUUUUCAAAAGGCGAGAACUCGAGCCUGAAGAAAUUAACGAGCGCACCAUUUACGAAACUGGGGACGGCGAGGACUACGACGAGGAAGCACUGCGCAACUACCAGCUCGAGCGAUUACGAUACUACUACGCCGUCGCAGAAUGUGACACAGUUGAAGCGGCUUCGCACAUCUAUAACGAGCUGGAGGGAACCGAGCUUGAACGCUCCGCAAACGUGUUCGACCUCAGCUUCGUACCGGACGGCAUGACCUUUGACGACGACUGCCGGGACGAAGCGACAGCCGACCUCAGCGCCCCGUACAAGCCCAUUGAAUUCGUUACAGACGCCCUGCGGCAUUCCAAGGUCAAACUGACCUGGGACGAGGACGAGCCCGAGCGCGCGCAGAUCACACGGCGCAUGCUCAGCAAGAAGGAGAUCGAGGAGAACGAUUUCCGUGCGUACAUCGCCUCGUCGUCCGACUCCGAGCCGGACGACGCGCCCGCCGCGUCCAAGGGCAAGGGCAAGAAGGCGAAAGCCGCGGAGCGCGACCGGCUGCGCGCGCUGCUCCUCGGGGGCGGAGACGACGACCUGCCGGAGGGCUGGGGCGGCGACAAGGGCUUUGGGGACGGCGAGGACGACGUGGACAUGGAGAUCACGUUCACCCCCGGGCUAAGCGCGGCAAAGGACGGAGACGGGGACGAGACCACGCUGGAGAAGUACCAGCGCAAGAUUAAGGAGAAGAAGAAGCACCGGAAGGAGGAGAUGCUUGAGAAGCGGAAAGACGGCAAGGAGGAGAAGACAGGGAAAAAGAAGGGCCUCGAGGACGACUUUUUCGGCGGGGACAGCGACGAUGAGAGCGAGGCGGAGAAGGCGCCGCGUGAGAAGGGCAAGAAGGGCAAGGAUAAGAAGGGCAAGCGAAAGGGCGGAGAGGUCCCCGAGGACGAGGACAGGCCGGCUCGCGUCGAGUCGACGGCGGAGGAACUCGCCCUCGUGGCUGCGUCCGAGAACCCGGAUGCAGAGGUCAAGCACUUCGACAUGAAGGCUGUGCUGCGUGCGGAGAAACGGGGCGGCAAGAAGAAGAGGGGCAAGAAGGGGAAGAAGGGUGCGGACGACGGCGAGGCCGAGCUGCAGGAGAACUUCUCGAUCGACGUCAAGGACGACCGGUUCAAGGCUGUCCUGGAGGACCACACCUACGCCAUCGACCCGAGCAAUCCUCACUUCAAGAAGACGAAGAGCAUGGCUGCACUCCUGGACGAGCGUUCCCGCAGACAACAUAAAGCGUCCCACGAUCGCGAUUCAGCCACGUCAAACCGCGGGGACGCCAGCGGUCAGCAGCCCAGUCUGCAGAGCUUGGUUGAGAGCGUCAAGCGGAAGACAGCGGCGAUGGACGCGCCGGGCGUGGGCAAGAGGCGGAAGUUGACAUAGCCUAUCCGACAUCUUAUCGUACAAAAGUACCUGUACACUGCUCCUAAUCCCAUACCGCCCCGGAAUAACUACUCCUUGAGUCGCCAGAUGAAGAGGGUGCCUUCUCCGAGACCCACAAUGACACGACCCUCGAACCCUACCUCGCACGACGUGAUCUCCUCGACCUCAGCAGGCCCGCCCAUCUGCGAGACAGCCUGGAUAUCCCACCCUUCGACAGCGUCAAACAAGAACGCAAGCGGAGCUGGUGGCGGAUACAUAGCUGUCGGAAGUUUCCCGAAGGGCGCGUCCUUGCCCUUCUUCUCGCCAUCGUUUUCGUCUUCGUCGUCUCCUUCGCCGUCGGCUUCGUCUGGUGCGGCGCUGCUCUCAGUUGUGCUGGUGCGUGCUUGCUGCCGACCGGGAUCGUCCUGCUGCUCCUGCCCCUCUUCCAAGCGCAUCUGGUCGGUAAGGUACACCAAGUCGUCGGCAGGAAAUUGAGGGGGCGUCCGCGGUUUGAACUGCGCGAUGUUGAAUGCGCGAAUGAACUUCCCGAAAGGUAUCAGGAGAACGGGGUCGUGGGUCAUAGAGCGGUAUACGUGACACUGCUUGGUGACCGUAGGAAGAUGAUAUGCUGAAAGCACCUUGAACGAUUCGCUGUUACGAUAGUCGCUAGCUGUCCCUCUCAUGAUCUUCUGCGGAACCUUGCCUGGUGGGAAGAAGCGAUUAUACCCAAGCCACUGCGAGACCA